This is a messenger RNA of Branchiostoma floridae (Florida lancelet), 2398 nucleotides long. Its product is annotated as zinc finger protein with KRAB and SCAN domains 8-like. Gene Ontology annotation, biological process: regulation of transcription by RNA polymerase II. Lineage: Eukaryota; Metazoa; Chordata; Leptocardii; Amphioxiformes; Branchiostomatidae. The record is from RefSeq and is a predicted model, not a curated record. The coding region runs from base 122 to 1642 and encodes 506 amino acids. Gene Ontology annotation, cellular component: nucleus. The transcript has 2 exons. Gene Ontology annotation, molecular function: RNA polymerase II transcription regulatory region sequence-specific DNA binding; DNA-binding transcription factor activity, RNA polymerase II-specific.
UGACCCUUGACCUCUGCAUCAUUUCCGUCCCAGCCAUCUUUGUUCUGACUCGAACCGUCGUGACUUCAGGGAAGAAAUCCUUCUACCCCUCUUCCCUCAUACGGUCUGACUAUAAACAAGCAUGCCCAUACAACAGCAGGAGUUCAUAUGUGGCCUCUCGCAAGAGGUGACCAUAGCAGUCCUCCCCAGACUGACCAUGGAGGAGCUGAUGUUUGAACUGAACAGAAGGAUUCAAAACCUGGACAAAGAGAACAGCAUCAAGGACAGACUAGUCAGUAUCCUUAGGGACGUGAUGUUGGAGGAAUACCAUCAGUUGGAAAGGAGAUCACAUGUCAGUUUUCCAGGCGAAACCGCCAUAUUUGGGCAAAAUCAUGGGACAGCUACCAUGCAAGAGAACAUUUUGAUUACGUACGCUGAAACAAUGUUAUCAGAAACUUCAAGUCCCGUCACCUCACAGCAAAGUUCUGGACUGGACAUUGUGAUUAAGAAGGAACGCGAUACAAGCAGAGAAGUGCUCAUGCAUACAGAGCCAAAGGAUUUCGACUUGGAUACAGACCAAAUACAAACGACUGUUUCGGAACAAGAUCGACUUUGUAACACGCCCGGUCCAGGCUCACAAACGUUUCCCUCGUUCAAAACCUCCCUGACACAAAUGAAUGUCACAGCAGACUCUCUCAUUAAAGAAGAAGACAUUGAUAUGUCAGAUGAGGACGCAGCAUGUAGAGCUCGCCAUGACGAGCUUGACAUCGACACUUCUACAUUUAGUAUGCAGGUCUUGGAUACACUCAAUUCAAUGAAUACGUCUUACUCAGAGACUCCAGUGGAAAGCAAAACAACCCGUGAGGAAGAACCUUCGGCUUCUUGUUAUCUGCCUCCCGACAACGGUGACUUACAUUUAAAAAUGGAAUGCCAUGUGUCCCAGGAUGAUCAGAACAGGCAGAUUUCUCAACCUUCAAACCCGGAUCACACUGAACACUAUACUGAUGUCAGAGACACUGGUAUAACUAACAACGGACACGAGCAGAGUAGAAAAGACAGUAGUGAGGAAACACCUUUGGCUCCUUCAGACCAGGAUUGCGAGAGCAUGGCGUCCCUUCAUCCUGACAAUGGCUCACAAAUCGGUUCCAAACGCCACAUGUGCGAAUUGAAAACAUCAUUUGUAAACAGCACCUCCAAGCGCAGAAAACGUCAAAAACCUUUCAUGUGCGACGAAUGUGGUUAUAGGGCACGUCAUAAGUACCGGCUUGUUGCACACAUGAGAACACACACUGGCGAGAAACCGUUUAAAUGUAAUCAAUGCAACUUCAAGACGUCACAUAAAAAAUGUCUAGUCCAGCAUAUGAAAAGACACACGGACGCAGAACCUUACAGCUGCGAGCUUUGUGACUACCAGGCCUACCAAAAGUCUCACAUGGAAAGGCAUAUGAUGUGCCACUCUGGUGUGAAAUCCUUUAAAUGUGAGGAAUGUAACUACAGAACCACGCAUAAGGGCGAUCUUAUUAAACACAUUAGACGUCACACCGGUGAGAGACCAUACAGUUGUCAAGUAUGUGACUACAAGGCAAAGGAAAGGGGAAAACUCAAUCGUCAUAUGAGACUCAAACACCCUCAUGACUGUCAAAAGUCAAAACCAGCAAAAUGACAUAGGACUAGUUCCAUUUGCAACGGAAAUGACUUAAUUGCUUCUGGAAAAUCUCAGCAUUUAUUAUUUUGCAAAGGAGAUGGCAGCAAAAACAAAUUCACUCCUACUGUAUUAACUGUACAGAAAUACGAGUGAUCUGAAGAGGCUCGUCAUUACCAACCCAACCGAGAGAAAACCUACUGGUGCACUUGCUGUGAUUACCCUGACUGUUAUAAGGCUCACAUAAUGUGCCAGAGACAGAGACCUUUUUCAUACAGCGAUUUUAGCAUCAAGGCUCGUUUGGUUAAGAAAUGAGGUGACAUACUGGGGAGAAACCGUUCAUAUAUAGUGAUAUUGGGUUUAAAUCAAUCCAGAACAAACAACUAACAAAGCCAAUAGAACGCUACACUUACACAAGAUGUAAUGGGCAACAUUUUGGGCACUAACCGAUGUAAAUACAUGAGAGCACAAAAUCCUUUAGAUAAGCUGUGCUAGGUUGGUAAUCCAUUUCCUAAUGUGUCAGACUGCCAGUGUAAUGAUUAGACGGAAGUCAUGCAGGAUUUCUUCUGUCAAUCCAUUGUUGGAAUACACACUCCAUUCUGAAAGCGUUUUUAGUUGCAAUGUUUGUUUGUAGUAUAGAAGUUAAGUACAAAACUGUCGUAAAUGAAGAGAUCGAAAUUUUGCAUUGGUUUCCGGCGAUGCUAGUCAUCAUGCUUUAUAGUUUUGUUCCUUUAAUUUUCAUACUUAUUGAUAGCAAUAAAGUUGAACAUCGGUACA